AUGUGCUAUUGGUAUUCGGGAAAUGUAGUGCAGAACUGGGCAGCCGCCAAUCAAUAUUGCUAUGGAAUCGGCGGUACUUUAGCGGGCACCUACAAUAAAAGCAGUUUGGCACAAGUUGAAAAUUUAAUCACCGGAUCACUGUACUCAACUUGGACAGGUCUCACAAAAAAUGGAACCACCUGGGCUUUCUUUGAUCGAACCACAAACGCCUACUUGUAUCAACAAUGGGCAAAGGGAGAACCGGACAGUGGACACGGUGCUUGUGGAGCGAUUCGUAAAUCAUCGGAUCCAAAUCAAGACGGAUAUCUUGCGCUCGGAUGUCAAUAUUCUCAACCCUUCCUCUGCUCACAAAAGAUUGCCUCAUGUCCCACGCAGAACUUCACCACCAAAACCGGCUCCCUCAACUCGCCGAAUUAUCCAAACGCCUAUGCAAAUAAUGAGCUCUGUUAUUAUUAUAUUACAGCAAACAGCUCAAAUUAUUUCGUCAUCCUCAGUUUCGAUGUUUGGGUGGUGGAAAAAAAUUACGAUACUGUUGUGAUCUAUGAUGGAUAUUUCCCGGGACCAAAUGCGAUUCAAAUGGCCAACAUUACAAUAGAUCCAAGGAAUGACACCGUAUCGCCCUUCAAGAAUGGAUUUCAAACUAAAUCGAAUAUAAUGACGGUAAUCUUCUCAACGGAUUCGAUCAUCACGUACCCUGGAUGGAAAGCAUCAUAUAGAACUUUAUAUCGAACCGAUCCCGUUUACCAAAAUGGCACCACAGGCACAGUGACGAGCCCGAAUUACCCCCAAAGUUAUCCAAACGAUGUCGAGAUGUACUAUUAUGUGACUGGACCUGAUGGUUUUCAGCUCCAAGGUACUUUCACCGUUUUUGACACGGAAGUGAACAGGGAUUAUCUCGUUGUCUAUGAUGGACCUGAUCAAUUCUCGCCUGUCAUUGGAAACUAUUCUGGCUACACAACCCUUCCACCAUCAUUCAUCACAAAUGGAACAACAUUCACUCUUUAUUUCCAAACGGAUUACUCUGUGGCUUACAAAGGAUUCAGUCUUGAUUGGAUAAUUGCUUUUAAU
Messenger RNA from Mesorhabditis belari, 1068 nucleotides. NCBI's taxonomy places the organism in Eukaryota, Metazoa, Nematoda, Chromadorea, Rhabditida, Rhabditidae. The record is from the annotation of a GenBank genome assembly.